Molecule: messenger RNA, 492 nt
Organism: Striga asiatica
Lineage: Eukaryota; Viridiplantae; Streptophyta; Magnoliopsida; Lamiales; Orobanchaceae
Source: the annotation of a GenBank genome assembly
AUGGUACAGCUGCUCAUGGCCAGGUUCAGUCUCUGGUGCCGUCAUUGUAAGGCAAUCCAAACACUGAUCCCAAUCAGUCAUGAGCAGAGGGUUUUCACGAGUAAGACUGGCCAAGGCAUUGUGCAAACCAGAUGUGUGAUUAAGCACAUGAUGGACCUGGAGCAUAGGAAAUCAAUAAGGAAAAAUCAUAUUAACUCUUCAAUAGCCACAGAGGCACACACCUACCAGAUUCAAAACCAAAGCCGAGAUGUCAAGAAGCCGCAUAAACAUAUGCAUUCAAAAAGCCAACUUGCCUCUUAUAGCUUCCGCAGCUUGCCUUCAACACUAGAAAGGACUGGAGUAUCAUGGAUCCAGUUUGCAUUAAAUGCUGGCCCUAUAUCCACAUUGCUGGAACAAAUAUACAAGGGAAUGUCUAACCGCAGCUUAAGUCCCAUUUCUGCAAAAGAAGAUAGCAACGCCACAUGGUCGCCCUGCAAGAAGAUUUUCCAUUAA